Messenger RNA from Anguilla anguilla (European eel), 5502 nucleotides. It is a transcript of the gene slc25a36a, whose product is annotated as solute carrier family 25 member 36a. Gene Ontology annotation, molecular function: pyrimidine nucleotide transmembrane transporter activity. Gene Ontology annotation, cellular component: mitochondrion. Bases 429 to 1370 code for a protein of 313 amino acids. Gene Ontology annotation, biological process: pyrimidine nucleotide import into mitochondrion. Lineage: Eukaryota; Metazoa; Chordata; Actinopteri; Anguilliformes; Anguillidae. The record is from RefSeq and is a predicted model, not a curated record. The transcript has 7 exons.
UGACCUGUCUCUGCUGCUACGUAGUCAGUUGAAGCGAGCCAGAGGACCGAAGGUUCUGGGUUAUAAGAGCUGAUAACGUUGACAACAGUUCAUUCGCUUUAAAGUGAGUGAAUAAGCUCUAGACAUUUUUUGGUUCGCCAGUGGGGGAUUUUAUCGAGGUGGAGAAGGAGAAGAAUAAAAAAUCGCUUGCUCGGUAGCACGACGAGUAUUGGACACAGUAGCUAGCUAGCUAGCAAGCUAACGUUAGCUACAGUAGCUAGCUAGCUAGCUACCUACAUACGUUUGAACUAACGUUAGCAAGCUUACUGCUUGCUACUGACCUCGCAAGCAGCUGACUAGGUAACUAACAAUUAGCCAGCUACAUAGUGAAGAACAUCUCGACAUCACCAGCCUGCUACCUUGUGUGCGGGUUCCGAGAAUGAUAAAGAAUGAGUCAAAGAGACACCCUGGUUCAUCUGUUUGCUGGAGGAUGUGGGGGCACAGUGGGUGCCAUUCUAACCUGCCCGCUGGAGGUGGUGAAGACGAGGCUGCAGUCGUCCUCCGUUACUCUGUACAUCUCUGAGGUGCAGCUCAGCACAGUCAAUGGAGCCAGCGUUGCUCGAGUGUCCCCCGGCCCCCUGCACUGUCUCAAGUUAAUACUGGAAAAAGAAGGCCCUCGUUCUCUGUUCAGAGGGCUGGGCCCUAAUCUGGUGGGUGUGGCUCCGUCCAGAGCGAUAUAUUUUGCGGCGUACUCCACUGCUAAAGAAAAGCUGAACAGCAUAUUCGAACCCGACUCCACGCAGGUGCACAUGGUCUCCGCCGGGCUGGCAGGGUUUACUGCUAUCACAGCCACCAAUCCCAUCUGGUUGAUAAAGACACGGCUGCAGCUGGAUGCCAGGAACCGGGGGGAGAGGCGCAUGAAUGCGUUCGAGUGCAUCCGGCGCGUGUACCAGUCCGACGGGCUCCGGGGGUUCUACAGGGGCAUGUCGGCCUCUUACGCCGGCAUCUCAGAGACUGUCAUUCAUUUCGUCAUCUACGAAAGCAUCAAGCGAAAACUGAUGGAGACCAAGGCCGCAGCCAACAUGGCCGCCAUGGACGAGGAGGAGGAGUCAGUGAAGGACGCUUCGGACUUUGUGGGUCUAAUGCUGGCCGCGGCCACGUCCAAGACGUGCGCCACCUCCAUCGCCUACCCGCACGAAGUCAUACGCACAAGGCUAAGAGAGGAGGGGACCAAGUACCGGUCUUUCUUCCAGACACUAUCUAUGGUUAUCAAGGAGGAGGGCUACCGUGCCCUGUACCGCGGUCUGACCACUCACCUGGUGCGGCAGAUCCCCAACACGGCAAUCAUGAUGUCCACCUACGAGCUGGUCGUCUACCUGCUGAAUGGCUAGCCCUACCCUCCCCUGCCCAGAGAGAGAGGGACCCGCCCAGGACAUCCCAUCAGAGACCAAAAGUAACAGAGGACCAGGGAGACCACCCUACCCCCACACAACCUGAUGCGCCACAGAAAUAGUUGCAUAGAGACAGAAAAUAUUGUUGUGGGGUGGGGUGGACAGGCUUGCAAUUGUGGACUCCAUUAAACAGGAAGUCAAAACGGGGGGUAAACAAAAAUAUGGCCAAAAGUGUACAUUUUGCGUACAGUUGACACAUUAAAACCAAGACCUGUCUCCCUUUCCCUCUCUCUCUCUCUCUCUCUCCCCCGUCUUUCUCUCCCCCCUCCUCCUUCAACUCUGUCUAUCUUCCUGUGUCCCUGCCUUCUGUCCUUCUCUCCUAAAAAAAGAAAAAAAAGCUGCUUUAGGAUGAGUUUGAAAAGAAUAUCAGAGAGGGGAAUGCUUGAAAAAGGAGUUUCGUUCAUGGUAACCCAAGUAAUGAACCAAUAUGUUACAGAUUUCCGGCAUUAUAUAUGCAAAGUGGUUUCUGUAAUAACCCCCUUUCAAAUUUAAUAGAGGCAUUUCAUGUUCUGCCUUUCUGUGGGCAAACCUUUUGGACCAUAUUGAAGUGUAGUUUUGGUAUGGAGUCUGUGAUGUGUGUAUGAGGCAGUUGGUAGUUUUAGAUUUGGGGUCUAUGGGAAAGGCACGGGGUGACAUUUUUCUAGAAAUUUAUGUUAUGUCCCUCCCAUUUGAAAUCCUGAAACCAAGGAUAUUUAUGACGUAAGACAGAGGAAAGGAAGUUCUCACAUGCACUGAUUCAGGAAAAACAGUCAUUUUAAGUCCAAGCAUUCCCCACUACUUCCAGUGCUCAGUGCCUUUUACGGAGGGUCAGAGCACAAUGAGACCGGUCAACUUGCGGUUGAUCUUUGGUCAGUUACUACAUGCUACACGUGGUUCAGCCAUGGAGAUUGUGGAUUUGCUCUUGCCUUUUGAGGAGUUUAGUUUUGCUUGUUUUGCGGUUUAUCUGGUUGGGAGCUUCCCUAAUGUCUUGGCACAUUAAUAUGGCCAUUUUUUGUGUGAAGGACUGAGGGUAGUGUCCUGCAUGGCGAUGCCUCAUUAUAAAACAUUGUUAACAGGUUUUCUGAAAUGUAUCUGCUGUGUGCAAGAACAUCGCUACUUGAAACUCGUGUAUGAAAAUUCUCUCAUUAAGACCUUUGAGGCACUUUUUUGACUAAAGUUGGUAUGCAGCUCAUUGUCAGAUUGGUAUAUGUUGCAUCAGGUGGAUGGGCAUGAGAAAACAGGCAUAGAGCAUUCCCCUUGUACUCCACCUGUUAAUUUACAGCACAUGUUUUAAAUAACUACUGAUCCCUUUUUGUUCCCAAAAUUUGGAAAAAAAGAGACGUCCAUUAGAUGUCUUGUUUUCCUGGAGGUAUGGUAUAUCGCCCUCUGGUGGACCGGAGGUGCCUCAAAACUGAAUUUCCACUGCAUCUGUGGCCAGAGAUCUGACAGGAGAACUUGCCUUUCUGCACUACAGUACUUGAACAGAUACCAGUGUGACAGACGUGAGAAUUUCAGUAAUGGCUGCAUAUCAACCUUUUUGUGAAAUGAAAACAUACAGUACAAAAAAUGUAAAUGAUUAUUACGCUAAAAAGAACUAUAUAUUUUUUGUUUAAGCUUCUAGGAAUAACAAUAGGCGUGCUGUUAAAAUGGAAAUGUGAGACCCGUCAGAAUGGGAGGGGCUGUGGGCGGCCCCCGACAACUCCACCCACACCGUGGCUUCAGAGUGACUCCUUAUGCACUUUUGUGGCCCCUUGGCUUGUGAUAAACGUUUUAUUUUAUCUGUUAUGUAUUAUUAAGAAAAGUGUUAUAAGCAAGACUACGUCUUGGCAAAUCCAUUGGAUAUCCAUUGAAGAUAUUGUACAGUUGAGUGUACAGACUAGUGAAGGAUAUUCUUAUAUGUGUGUAUAUAUGUGUAAUAUAUAUGUAUACAUAUACAAUAUCCAGUGUUUAUUGCUUAGGUCCAUACAUUAUUAUGCAGUAGUUUGCAGUUACUAAGUAUUUUUUGUUUUCAAAGAUGUAUCUGAAACUGGUGCAAAAUGGUGUGAGACUGUAAUGCAUUGUUUUUUUUCUUCUUUUUUUGUUAUUGAUUUAGCAACAUGCACCUCAAAUCCAUACCAGGUGCUGAACAUUGUGGUCCUUCAUAUUUUUAUUUAUUUUCUCAAUUUUUUUUAAUGGCAUCCUGUGAAAAUUCAGUGUUUCAUCUCCCCUUCAGUUUGUUUACCUUCAUACCCAUCUCCAUGGAAACACCCCCAGCUCCCAGUGCAGUGUGUGUUGGUGUUGUCCCCCCCCACCCCCACCCCUCCUGCCAUUGAACAGACACGCCAGUGUGCGAAGCCUUGUGAUUACACCCGUGGACGUCGACACCACAGUGAAAAUGGCAAACGAUCAGACGAAGGUGGAGUAACGCCUUAAAGGUCCAGCAGCAUGGCAGAUAAGAGUGUUUAGGAGGAUACGACACCAGUCUGAGACCUGUUCGGCAGGGCAUUGUUUCAUUGUGUGUUUGCGUCAGCCUUUCGUGCUUAUUCUGGGCCACGCCUCCUGGCUUGUGUGUCAUGUGACCUUGGGGUCGGCCUUUUCCUUGACCCUCCCUGGGACCUGAGACUGGAGUUCACUAAUUCCAGAAUUCCAGCUGUAGAACCCCCCACCCCACCCAAGUUCCAGAACUAACUUUAAUAUAAUGGAGGUCAAAAUAUUUUAAUUCUGAAUUGUUUUAAUCAGGCAAGGUACUGGUAAUUAUUUUAUUUUGAUGGCUAUAUCAACUGGGGUCUAAGCACUUAACUUGGGUUGCAGCGAGUGGCGUCUGUCAGCCGUGGUCAUCAGACAUCCAGUGAGCUUGUUCAAAGGUCUUACUGUGGUAGGAGCUGUAAGUGCUUCCUCUGUAUAAGAGGACCAGGCCCCUGAAAUCCAGGACUAAAUCUCUUCUCUACAUUCUUGAUUCAUCAACUCCUCACUUACUGCAUGUUUGCAACAAACAUAUUGGGUGCAUUUUCACAAAAGAUAUUUCUUACAAAAGGCAUCAUUCUGGAAUUGUUCACUGAAUAGAUUCAUGAACCCGGUUAGAAUUCACUUAAUAUUCCCUGCUGUUUUUUUAUUAUAAACGUUUAAAUAAUGUUUCUGUGUCACAAGACACAGAAUGCUCAUGUUCCGUUAUCCAGUGUUGUCUGCACAUGCACAGUAAAGGAUCUGGCAGGAUUGUGAACAUCUUUUCCAGCAUACAAUUGUUAUUGUUCUGGUGGAAUUCAUGUGAAGUCAUUGGCCCAGUUAUUAAAGUCAUGUCACUUAGUGACUCCAUAGUUAUAGACACUACAUUACUUAUUAACCCUCGUUUUUCAGUAUACAUUUUCACACAUUAUCCAUGAAUGCAUCUUCACAGCAGUUUAGGUUGUGUUUUACACAAAGUUUCAAUUGCUGGUACCCACUUGGGGGGCUAACCUUGAAACCUUGUAAUUGCCCAGUUCCCCAACCAGAUUAGUGCAGAGGACUAGUAUUGAUACUUCUAGUGUUAAACUUGCUGGUAAUGUACCAACGCACAGCGCAGUGUUAAACUUUCUGGUAAUGUACCAACACACAGCGCAGUUCAGACUCCACCCUGGACACUGUCGCUGCGUAAGCCUGGGAGCUAGUCUCUGAGGUGGUCCCAGCGUUACCUGACUGAAAUCACUUGUUUCCUCAUGCCAUGCUCUCACUAGGGAAGGUAAAAAUAGGUCGAACAGUGAUAUAAACCAUAAAAUACUACCAUACAGCACAUCAGCAUUUUCAACAAGGAGACUCCCAGAUUAUUUCCCACAUAUCAUUUUACCCCCCCACACCCCCCCCCGAUUUUGCAUUUUACCAAUACGGAGACCUGGUACUGACACAGAAUGUGGUGAUGCACUGUUUCCAUUAAUGCUAUGCUAGCAAAGCUGAUUAGCCUGUUUCACAGUAAUGAUUUUACAGUUGAAAAUGUUAUUUUCCUCAAUUGCUUUUCUCUUGUUCUUUAUUUUUGUUUUAAUUUGUUUUUAGCCUGAUGAAUAUGCGGUCAAUUCAGAGCCGCCUAUGCAUUAUCAAACCUCCUUUUGUACAAAAGUCAAUAAAAAUAAAGUUGCAAACUCCA